Gekko japonicus is the source of this 2590-nucleotide messenger RNA. It is a transcript of the gene SH3KBP1, whose product is annotated as SH3-domain kinase binding protein 1. Lineage: Eukaryota; Metazoa; Chordata; Lepidosauria; Squamata; Gekkonidae. The transcript has 13 exons. The record is from RefSeq and is a predicted model, not a curated record. Gene Ontology annotation, molecular function: protein binding. Bases 48 to 1325 code for a protein of 425 amino acids.
UUGAAUGCUGCUUAGUGUAAUCUCUAGAAGAGCAGCUUUGCUUCACAAUGGGAGAAGAGACGGUUGGAAAAAGAAUAGCUACAGCUACAAUUCAGGAGCCGACGAAAAUAGAAUCGGAGAGCCGAACAAAGAUAAAGGAGUACUGCAAGGUAAUAUUUCCAUAUGAAGCACAGAAUGAAGAUGAACUGACAAUCAAAGAAGGUGAUAUUGUCAUUCUUAUCAAUAAGGAUUGCAUUGAUGCUGGCUGGUGGGAAGGAGAGCUCUGUGGCAAACGAGGAGUCUUUCCAGAUAACUUUGUUAAGCUUCUUCAGUCUGAUUUUGAAAGAGAGCGACCUAAGAAACCACCACCUCCAACGGCUCCUGCCAUCAAACAAGGAUUAGCUACCACAGAUAGAAAGCAUGAAAUCAAAAAGGUACCUCCUGAAAGACCAGAAUGUCUUCCUCAUCGAACAGAAGAAAAAGAAAGACCAGAGAGAGAUCAAAAACUGUUAGAUUUACAGAAGCCUUCUGUUCCUGCAAUACCACCGAAGAAACCUCGACCACCGAAAACAAACUCUUUGAACAGGCCUGGUACAUUGCCUCCGAGGAGACCAGAAAGACCAAUUGUGCCUAUGACCCAUACAAGGAGUGAUAUUCCAAAAGUAGAUAUAGUGGGUUGUACACUAUCCAGCACCUUAGAGAAAAACGCCACAGAAAGAAGCAAUGACAUUGACCUGGAAGGGUUUGAUUCUGUAGUACCUGUUGCCGAGAAGCUCAGCCACCCAACAACUACCAGACCAAAAGCUACUGGCAGAAGACCACCAUCUCAGUCAUUUACAUCUUCUUCACUUUCAAGUCCUGACUUUUUUGAUUCACCAAGUCCUGAAGAAGAGAAAGAAGAACACAUCUCCCUUCCACCCAAAGUAGCUGAACCACUGAAGAAAGCAAAGACUGUUACAAUAUCACUAGUAUCUGAUAACAAAACUUCACUGCCCACCAAGCCAGGGAGCUUGAUAAGUGGAAGCAAUGUUCCAUCUUCACUAUCAUCUUCAUCUUCAUCAGCAUUUCACUCAGUUUCAGUAGGAACAGCAGGUCAUCGAUCAAAUUCCCCAUCUUUGUUCAGUACUGAAGGAAAGCCAAAGACUGAUCAGACCAGCCAAGGUGAAGCUGCUUUGGAAGAGCUGAGAACACAAGUCAAGGAGCUACGAACUAUCAUUGAAACAAUGAAAGAUCAGCAGAAAAAAGAAAUUAAACAGUUGCUGUCUGAAUUAGAUGAAGAAAAGAAGAUCCGGCUACGAUUGCAGAUGGAAGUUAAUGAUAUAAAGAAAGCUCUUCAGUCAAAGUGAAAACCUGAUUGGCAGAAUGUUGUAUUAUUCAUCCUGACACAGACUUGGAUUUAUGCCCCAGAUAAAAUAACUUUGUGCCAAAUGAUUCAUUAUCUGCCUCUACACAUCCCUUUGUUUGAACAACUAGCACAAGAGUUUUGAUAGCACAACACAAGUUCCAGUGAAGAGGGGAAAUUUCCAUGAGAUACAGCUGGUUGGUUAUGGCACUGGGUUUUGAUUGAAAUUGUUCUUACUGUGCUGAAAUCUUCUCUACUUUAAGUUCACAAACAAACUGAAAACUCAGGCAGUUUAGUUUAUAGUGGUACUAUUUUAAUGAUAUUUUCCAUAAGUAAUAUGUACUUCAGGUUUAUCGGUUUACAAGUUUUAUGAUUUUGAUUUUUUAAAUUGUCUUUUGUCACAAAUUCUUACAAUGUUUGUACUGCAUAUAUCUAGAAAUGAAUGUUGACAUUGGGGUGAGGGGGCAUUUUGUUUGUUUUUUGCGUGCUCUCUCUUUCUUUGCUUUACAUAUGGCAGCCUAAUUUUGUGUUGUUAUUUUAAAUACUAUUACAUAUGCAAUCUUAUGUCCAAAAAUGAUCUACAAUUGAAUCUUAAGUUUGUGUACAAAAUAGUGUAUUUAAAAAGGAGAAAAAAUGAAGAGAUAUCUGGUCUUAACAAUGAUUUGUGCCUUCUUUUGCCAAACACUGAUUGAAGCUGGUUGUAGGCCAGAUUGUAGUAAUGUAGCUAUCACAAUGAGGCCUGACAGUCCACUAGAGGUCACUCUUUCUAUAUAUUAGUUGUUUGUUCAAUACGGAGAGACAGAUGUUCUUUACUAAGGUGGUGUAAUGGCUACAUCGGGUUGAAGGAGCUUUAUUUCAACAGCUAUAGCUUUUUUAAUCAACUGAUUCACCUCUGCUUGAUUUCAUUCAAACACGUAAGCACCUGCUUUCAUCUUCAGCUUUGCACAUCCUGGAUGAACGGAAUAUGCAUAAUCUAAGAGUAAAAAACGAAUAAAAUAUAAAUCAACAAGAGAGAGUUGUAUUAUUUCACACACAGAAUGUUGUGCAAUAUUAGCUUUCUGUUUAAUGUCAAUUGCCACAUUCUACGGUGAGCUUGCUGAUGACUGGAAAUGGAUGGUUUUAUUCUAAUAGCAUCCUUGCAGCUGGGCUUUCUUGCCUUUAGAAUUACAUUAAAGAAAUGUUUACUUUUGGUAUUUGUAGGCAGAGAGGUUUUCAUAUUUUUAUGGUAACAGACUGUGUAUGAGAGAUUUUGUGUGUCUCUGUGUGUGU